This is a messenger RNA of Bombyx mori (domestic silkworm), 1622 nucleotides long. Its product is annotated as SRR1-like protein. Lineage: Eukaryota; Metazoa; Arthropoda; Insecta; Lepidoptera; Bombycidae. Bases 379 to 1209 code for a protein of 276 amino acids. The record is from RefSeq and is a predicted model, not a curated record. The transcript has 2 exons. Gene Ontology annotation, biological process: microtubule-based process. Gene Ontology annotation, cellular component: cytoplasm; nucleus.
AUUGACUAACAGAUUGGUACCGUGACCCCUGGAGAAAAUCCGGCGAGGAACUCAGCAUGCUUAUAUUAUGGGCUAGGUUUCACGUCGAACUCAGGGUACUCCGACAGUUUUCAAAUACAGGACUGAAAGGUGUCAGUAUGAGACGGGUGUAAGAUUUGUAAAGUGUUAUCUUACUAUAGUUUACAUUAGAUUGUACAUUGGCGAGCUUGUCUAUUUUCGUAGAUGUUAAACGAUCUAUAAGCCACAAGCAUUAAACAGCCUAACACAUCGUAUUCUCGUCAUAAAUCCCGCACCACAGAUUACACAAAUCUUUGUUUUAGAAAAAUUAGAAACUAAAAUGUCAUGUUAACCUGGUCAUAAAAAAUUCUAAAAAAAAUAAUGUCAAGAUCAGUUAUCGACAAUGAUGGUUUUACCUUAGUAAAAUCAAAACGCUCCUCAAAGAAUAAACAAACUAAAAUACCGGAAAAAUCAUUCUCAUUCACCAACAGUGAUAUAGAAAUAAACAUAUCGAAAACUGUGAGGAAAAUAAAUACGGCUGUUGAGGAAUUAAAAAUUUCAACAUAUUUUGAGAACGUUGCUAAAUCCGUGAGUACCGUUUUGCAGUCCAGAGAAAUAGUUGAAAUAGUUUGUUUUGGACUUGGUCGCAUAGCCGAGUGCAAUAUAUCGAGAUACCAAUUAGCGCUUCUUCUAUCACUAAGGGAUAUUUUUAAUAUUAAGAAAGUGUUCGUUCACGAUCCAAUUUUCUAUAAAUCGGAAUGCACAGUGCUCCAAGAACUCGGCAUUAAUGUUAUAGAGGAAAAUAAUGAAGGCAAUUAUGUAAUAUCAGAUAGUGGUGUCACUCUUGUUUACUUGCCACAUUGUCCGAAGCAAUUAACCAACAACUUCCUCUGGAGUAAUUGGGGUGUGAAUCUCCGCAAUUGUGUAUUAAUUUGCAAUAGCUUUAACUCGCUAAUAGAAAAUCAACCCAGUCGAGUACUAAAGGAAAUUGUGCCGUUUAUUAAAAAUAUAUUUCCAUAUACUUCAGAAAUAUAUUUAGAGAAUAACUUCCAAUAUUCUGAUAUUUUCAAUGAUACAUCCCUUCACUAUUUUCCAAAUGACAAAUUAUUGAAUAUUGACUCAACUUUUUGGACCAAAAGUGAUAAACCGAAAUAUGAGGACAAUGAAGAAUUUAUUUCGUCACACAUGAUUGAAAAGUUGAAUAUUUUUUGAAGGUUUGAACAGUAUGGCAUCCAUCACUUCGAAGCCCGUGCUUGUUACACUGAGGCAGCUAUUAUCCGAACUUCGUAGGCAGAGUCCAACGAAGAAGUUAGCUGAAAAUCAAAUGGUGAGGUACAUAUUUGACCAGUACCGUAAAUACCAGACCACAGAUCAGCAAUUGUGUAAGGCUAUUGAUGAAAUGCACUUCCGAGCAAGAACUUAUCAUAAUUAUUUGCAUCACUCGAGGAAAUAUAAAGAACUCAACACUGAGUUUAAAGGAAAGGGUGAGAGAAGUAUUGAAGAGACAGCAAAUAUGGUCGGAUUUAAGCUGCCUCAUGACCCGAAGCCAUAAUCUAAUUUCCAAACUACUAUUGUUAAAUUAUUAGUAUUCAUGUUUGUAAAUAAAAUUUGUGAAUGUUCUUGCA